UUGAGGCCUAUCAAUCUAAGGAUAUUCCAGAAAUGGAGUCCUUCAUCUCUGCUGUUUUGUUUCCGUCUCGGGUUCCCAAUACCGGUCGCUGUCGCCGUCAACAUUUGUGGCCAUGACUACCAAAACGCAAGAUGUCCUUCUACUAUGCUCGUGAUAUGAGGGUCAACGCAAGUUGCUUCGGACUAUAUGACGAGCACUCUGAAGCGCAAAUUGCUGACUCGGGGAAUUUAUGAAAUAGGCUUUCCACAAGUUGGUGAAGAGCAACGCUUACUACAGCCGCUUCCAGACCAAGUUCAAGCGCCGCAGACAAGGCAAGACCGACUACUACGCCCGCAAGCGCCUCAUCACCCAGGCCAAGAACAAGUACAAUGCUCCCAAGUACAGACUCGUUGUCCGUUUCACCAACAAGGACAUCAUCAUGCAGCUCGUCACCUCUGAGAUCACUGGCGACAAGAUCUUCUGCGCUGCUUACGCCCACGAGCUCCGCGCCUACGGCAUCAACCACGGUCUUACCAACUGGGCCGCUGCCUACGCUACCGGUCUCCUGAUCGCCCGCCGUGCCCUCAAGAAGCUCGGCCUCGACGAGUCCUUCACUGGUGUCGAGGAGGCUGAUGGUGAGUUCACCCUCACCGAGGCUGCUGAGCACGAUGGCGAGGAGCGCCGCCCCUUCAAGGCCUUCCUGGAUGUCGGUCUUGCCCGCACUUCCACCGGUGCCCGUGUCUUCGGUGCCCUCAAGGGUGCCUCCGACGGUGGCAUUCUCGUCCCCCACUCCGAGAAGCGCUUCCCCGGUUACGACAUGGAGACCAAGGAGCUCGACGCUGAUGUCCUCCGCAACUACAUCUACGGCGGUCACGUCGCUGAGUACAUGGAGACCCUCGCCGACGACGAUGAGGAGCGCUACCAGGGCCAGUUCAAGAUGUACAUCGAGGAUGAUGUCGAGGCUGAGUCCCUUGAGGAGCUCUACACUGAGGCCCACGCUGCCAUCCGCGAGGACCCCUUCAAGAAGGUUGAGUCUUCUGAGCCCAAGAAGUCCAAGGAGGAGUGGAAGGCUAUCUCCAAGAAGUACAGAGCCACCAAGCUCACCAAGGCCCAGAAGGAGGAGCGCGUCCAGGAGAAGAUCAAGACUCUCCUUGCUGCUCAGGACGAGUAAGGGGUUGUAUUUCGAUGAUAAAAUGGGGUUGCAGAUGCAUUGAUUCCCACUUGGGUCUGGAGUUUGAAAGGAAGGCAACGGUCCAUACUCAUGUUGAGACGAAUAAAAACACGCACUUUUUGAUACCUUCCC
Molecule: messenger RNA, 1282 nt
Organism: [Torrubiella] hemipterigena
Lineage: Eukaryota; Fungi; Ascomycota; Sordariomycetes; Hypocreales; Clavicipitaceae
Source: the annotation of a GenBank genome assembly